AGAUUAGAGGGUGAGUGAGUGAGUGAGAGAAGAUAUUUGAUUCCAUUGGUCUGGUUUUUGGACCCCAGCAGCAUCUAACACCACCACCACCACCACCUGGACAGACACACCCUCUCCUAACUUCAUUUACUCUGUUUCUCCCAUACCCUCCCUCAUCUUAUAUCUCUUCAUCUUCCUCUUCUUCUUCAAUUCUACUACUACUACUACCCCAUGAGUUUUGGUAUAAAUCAGAGAUCACAACACCCCCCAAUUGUCUGGAAAUACCAUACCCUGGCCUGACUCACCCAACUACAACACCAUAUAAAGCACUCUUCCUUUUCUAACCUUUUUUUCUACUUAUAAAUUGCUUCUAUAGUGGAGAAGCUACCUAGAGAUAGAUAGAAGUGGCCGCAGUCUACACUUUUCUUUAGAUCAAUUGAGGAGAUGUUGGAUGCAGAGGAAGAAUUUCUUUUAGAUUGUACUACUACUACAAUGGAAACAGGAGCAACAGGUGUAAAGCUGGAAUCAUCAUCAUCAAUAUUGGAGUCGUCUUCCAAUGAUACUUCUAUGAUGAGGAAGAAGAACAAUAAAAAGAAGAAAAGAUUUAGUGAUGAGCAAAUCAAAUCAUUGGAAUCUAUGUUCGAAACAGAAACAAAGCUGGAACCUAAAAUGAAACUUCUGUUGGCUAAAGAGUUGGGAUUACAGCCUCGACAGGUUGCGAUUUGGUUUCAGAACAGGAGGGCUAGAUGGAAGUCGAAGCAGCUUGAAAGAGAUUACAACAUUCUCAAAGCUAGUUAUGAUGAUCUUGCUUCUAAAUUCGAGAACUUAGAGAGCGAAAAACAAGCCUUGAUCAAACAGUUGCAGAAGCUAAGUGAUCUGGUGGGUAAGCCUAGAGAAGAGAGCAGUUGCUGCGGCCUGGGUUUAGCUGGAAACAACAGCAGUAUGGAUGGUGAUUCUGACAAUGGAGACACCAAAUACAAAUUUGAAAAGAAACCAGAGCUAUCAGUGGAAGGAGGAAAUGGAUUGGAUUUCAGACUUGAUCCUUGUUCAGAGGAUGAACACAGCAAGGAACUAGAAUAUUUCGGGCAAGAUGAAGAACAUGAUCUAAUGAACAUUGGGGAGCCAACAUAUGGAAUUUUAUCAUCGUCAGAAGACUGGGGUAGUCUCGAUGAUUCUACGAGUCUAUUUGAUCAAUCAUGUAGUGGCAAUUCACAGUGGUGGGAAGUCUGGCCUUAAAAAGAUGCUCUAUAUAAUUUUUAGUGAAAACAACUUCUACCUGACAGGCUAAUGGAGGCAAUAAGCAUGUCAGAAAAAGAAAAUUUCAGAUCACCAGCUGUUGAAGUUCUGAAGAAGUAAGAGGGCCAACAAUAUUAGCUUCAGAAAAAAAAUGCAAUCACACAACAACAACAAUUCAGAAGCUCCACGAGAUUCAGAAAAGGAGAUUCAAUCCUUAUUCUUAACCAAAACUUCUUCUAACAAGGAAACAAAAGCAUCACAGUGUAGGAAAAGAACACUAGAACGCCCACAGGCAAAAGGAAACCAUGACACAAAACGUAACCGAACACCAUAUGUACAGGCUUGUAUGAGUAUGAACGCACAUAGUGAGGAUUGCACUUGUACCCUAGGACAGACAUCAAAGCAUGCGACACAAACCUCAUUCUGGACUUUGUAUAUCAGUUUGUUUUCAGGUUUUGUAAGGUUGUGUAGUUAUCGUACCAAUAGUUCAUAAAUAAAAAUAAAAAAGCAAGAUAAUAGUUAGAGUGAUACA
Molecule: messenger RNA, 1747 nt
Organism: Papaver somniferum (opium poppy)
Lineage: Eukaryota; Viridiplantae; Streptophyta; Magnoliopsida; Ranunculales; Papaveraceae
Product: homeobox-leucine zipper protein ATHB-12-like
Exons: 2
Coding region: 424-1215 (263 amino acids)
Biological process (GO): positive regulation of DNA-templated transcription
Cellular component (GO): nucleus
Molecular function (GO): DNA-binding transcription factor activity, RNA polymerase II-specific; sequence-specific DNA binding
Source: RefSeq, a predicted model, not a curated record